This is a messenger RNA of Gongylonema pulchrum, 342 nucleotides long. Lineage: Eukaryota; Metazoa; Nematoda; Chromadorea; Rhabditida; Gongylonematidae. The record is from the annotation of a GenBank genome assembly.
GGAGGUGAGCUGCUGCUGGAGUUGAAAGAACGUGAAGCACAAAAAAAUCUUCAGCGGCUGCACAGCAAUGUCAAAUGGCUUCAGUUAAUGAUGGAAGAAGAGGAUCGCCAAGCGCCGGCGCAGAUUGGGCCUGCCCCUCGCUCUCAUGAAGAAAUCAAGAGGUCUGGAUAUUACCACCAACUGAGUGAGCGUUUCUUCCCGAAGCAUGUCCAAAGUACCGAUAUCGAUUUUGAUCGAAAACGAAGAUUUUCGGUUCUUUCACGUGAAUCUGAAGAAAGUGUACCUGACAAUACCGAUAAUGCUACGAUGGUUGAGAAGACGGUUGAGGUAAUGUUGUUGUAA